GCCGUGGCCGCAUCCCAACCCAGUCCAAGAAAUCAGUGUAAUUAGCAAACUUGGUGACCGUCUCAGAAAAUAGAGUAAACGAAAAGCAAAUAGCCAUAACAAAAACAAAGAAAAAAGGGAUUACAAGAACCGAAUUGAAUUGAAGUUGAAGAAGAAAAUGGCAUGCCACUCUGCUUCUGCUAUUUCAUCUUCUCUUCGCAUAACAAAUCCAUUACCCACAAAAUCUCUUCUCUCUUUCCCUCCCACCUCAUUUCAUGUCCUCCCUUUCCACAAAUCCCUCACCUUUCUUUCCUUGCGUUCUUCCACUAAAUCACCCACCAAGUCUCUUCAAGUGAGAUCAGUGGCUACCCCUACAGAAUCAAUAGCGGGGUUUGAUGACAUGGUUGCUAGUACUGAGAGGAAGUAUUACAUGCUAGGUGGGAAAGGAGGGGUAGGGAAGACAAGCUGUGCUGCUUCACUUGCUGUUAAGUUUGCAAAUAAUGGACAUCCUACGCUCGUAGUUUCCACCGAUCCAGCACAUUCUUUGAGUGAUUCUUUUGCUCAGGAUUUGGCAGGGGGAGCAUUGGUACAAGUGGAUGGACCUGAUUCUCCACUUUUUGCGCUUGAAAUAAACCCUGAUAAGGCUAGGGAAGAUUUCAGAGAUGCAGCUAAACAAAAUGGUGGAAGUACUGGAGUCAAAGAUUUCAUGGAUGGCAUGGGUCUUGGAAUGAUAGUAGACCAGUUAGGAGAGCUAAAACUGGGAGAAUUACUGGAUACACCUCCUCCUGGACUGGAUGAAGCUAUUGCGAUUUCAAAGGUUAUGCAAUUUCUUGAAUCGCCGGAAUAUAACAUGUUCACUCGCAUUGUAUUUGAUACGGCACCUACAGGUCAUACAUUACGUUUAUUGUCGUUACCUGAUUUCUUGGAUGCAUCCAUCGGAAAAAUACUAAAGCUAAGACAAAAGAUAGCUUCUGCUACUUCUGCAAUUAAAUCCGUGUUUGGGCAAGAAAAUACUCGUCAAGAUGCUGCUGACAAAUUGGAGAAGCUUAGAGAGAGGAUGAUAAAAGUGCGCGAGCUUUUCCGUGACACUGAUGCAACAGAAUUUGUUAUUGUUACAAUCCCCACGGUGAUGGCAGUUAGUGAGUCAUCUAGAUUGAGUGCCUCCUUGAAGAAGGAAAGUGUUCCUGUGAAGAGACUCAUUGUCAAUCAGAUUCUUCCACCAUCCGCAUCCGAUUGCAAGUUUUGUGCCGUGAAAAGAAAGGAUCAAACGCGUGCUCUUGAUAUGAUUCAGAGUGAUCCAGAGCUCUCGACCUUAUCGAUGAUCCAAGCACCACUUGUUGAUGUUGAGAUAAGAGGUGUUCCUGCUCUCAAAUUUCUGGGUGACAUUAUCUGGAAAUGACUAAUCAGACAGCAAUUCAAGAAAUGAUUAGAUAUACAGUGAAGUGGUAGCUGCUGAAGGAACUAGAAAGUUUUUUGAUUUUUUUAAUUUUCUAUAUACAGUUCAAAAAGAAAAGAAACUAGUUAUUGUAUAUUCACUGACUCAUAGCAUGUAUUUGAAACUAUUUUUUUA
This is a messenger RNA of Vicia villosa (hairy vetch), 1549 nucleotides long. Its product is annotated as ATPase GET3B-like. Lineage: Eukaryota; Viridiplantae; Streptophyta; Magnoliopsida; Fabales; Fabaceae. The transcript is spliced from 11 exons. Gene Ontology annotation, molecular function: ATP hydrolysis activity; ATP binding. Gene Ontology annotation, biological process: post-translational protein targeting to endoplasmic reticulum membrane. Bases 158 to 1378 code for a protein of 406 amino acids. Gene Ontology annotation, cellular component: GET complex. The record is from RefSeq and is a predicted model, not a curated record.